ACGCAUGGGUAGUAGGCGGGGGAGGGAGAAAAGUAAAACGGCCGCGGCACGGAAUGCGCGCGCGCGCGCCUCCUCCUCGCAAUCCGGCUGGAUCCUGUUAUGCCGCUGGCGCUGCUGGGAUGGUUGCGGGAAGGAGUUGAGGGGGGGUGGUAAGCGGGCGGGCUCUAGUCUGUGCGCAGUAGAGAGAGGCGAGCAUCUAGUAGACGCGAGAAGUACCAGUAGCUGCUGCUUCUGCUACGAGAACAAGCGCUCCUGUCCCGCUACGUGCCGCUAAGGGGGGAAAAAAUCAAGGAAAGCUUGACGGUCGCCGUCCGGCAUUGCCACUUGUUCCGUCAUGCCGAAAAGAAAGGUUAACGCUGCUGAAGAAGAGCCUAAGAGGCGAUCAGCACGACUGUCAGCUAAACCUGUUCCUGCCAAAGUUGAAACCAAGCCAAAAAAGGCAGCUUCAAAGGAUAAAUCUGAGGAAAAGAAAGCCGAAAUCAAAGGGAAAAGAGGACCAAAGGGGAAGCAAGCUGCAGAGAUUAAGAAAGAUGAAGUGAAGGAUUAUUUGCCUACAGAAAAUGGAGAAGCAAAAAGUGAUGAGGUUCCAGUAUCUGACGCAGAUGGAGAGAAAGAAGCAAAAUCUGAGUAGCAUCUGGUACAAAGUGUUAAAACAGUGGUUCUUGUACCACCAUCUUGUACAAUUCAGAGGAAUAUUUUUAUCAACUAUUUUGUAAAUUCAAGUUUUUUAGUGGUUUUAGAAAACAUUUUUAAACAUGAGGGGAUCCUCCCCAUAUCCCACUUACUGUAACUGAGCGUAAAUGCUUUUGUUUAAAGGGUAAAAAUGUAGUGGUUGCCUACUGUCUGUACAACCAACAAUUUAACGGAAUGUUAAAUUAAGGGGGAAAUUGUGAUUACUUAACAUUCCAUAGGCAGCAACAGGCAACUUGCAAUUUACACGUGGCCCUUCAACGUUAUUUUUAUGAAUUCAACUGAAUUUGGAAAUAUAAAGAAACAAUAUUCAGUAUAAGUAUGUUUUCCAGAGGCAAACAAAUUAUACGCCUUUGCUGUAGAUUGGAAGGGUGAUUUUUAUAAUCUGCUAACAAGCAUGCGCAGAAUAAGAUUUCCAGCAUUGUGAUAAGUAGGAAAAUGUCUUCAUGUUUAACACUUGUCCUUGAUAUGUCAUAAAAUUAAUUGCUUCCUCACUAAAAACUGUUCCCUGGUGUUGGAUCAUUUCAGAUUUAUCUGUGACAGAGUUAUUUUUGGUAGCAGUGAUUUAUAUUUUCAAUAGCUUUGUAAUCGUGUUGUGAAAGAUUGGAAAUCUGGGUGUGUAGUGUGUGUGUUGUUCAGUUACUCAGUAGGAAACGCUUCUAGUUAAACAGAUGUAACAUCACAAGUAUUUGAAACACUGGUACUUUCCUAGUUUGAAAGAAUGAUUUAUCAAAAGUCAUAACAUGUUGGAUGACAGCUGUGGUUUACAUUCAAAUUAUUGGAAGAAAAAUCUGUACAAUAUUUCUGUGGUUCAUUGAACAACCAAUAAAACCUUGGUUAUUAACUUUUA
Heteronotia binoei (common prickly gecko) is the source of this 1540-nucleotide messenger RNA. It is a transcript of the gene HMGN1, whose product is annotated as high mobility group nucleosome binding domain 1. The record is from RefSeq and is a predicted model, not a curated record. Gene Ontology annotation, cellular component: nucleus; chromatin. The transcript is spliced from 6 exons. Gene Ontology annotation, biological process: chromatin organization. Gene Ontology annotation, molecular function: nucleosomal DNA binding. The coding region runs from base 335 to 631 and encodes 98 amino acids. NCBI's taxonomy places the organism in Eukaryota, Metazoa, Chordata, Lepidosauria, Squamata, Gekkonidae.